AGUGGCCAGCGCACCCGCGGACUGGUUUGAGCAAAGGGCAGGAGUUGGUGUGGGUCUUCGACCCUCCAUACCCGGUUUAGCCGUCCUGCUCGCCUUCUCAGGGCGGCCCAUGGUCCCCUUCUAGUGCGCAAGAGCGAGACACAUCUUAUUGGGGAGAAUAGAUGCGCUGAAUGACCGUAUGAGUUUUACUCCUCGUUCUAAAAACUUUUUGAUUUGACGCAGUCCUAUUUGCAGGACCCCCGUCCAAGAUUAUAAAUAUUAAUGCCCUCCGCCCUUCAUUGAUGGCUCAGGACACGACUAUAUAGCGCUGCAUUCCUCUGGUCAGCAGCUGGGCCUCCUGUUUUAUCUUUAACAGUGUCAAAAAUGUUCAUUCAAAACGUCCACGCCGAAACCAACCCGGCUGUCCUCCAGUCAUUCAUCCACGAGAACCCACUAGGACUGCUUAUCACCGGGAUAAGAUCCUCUUCCGAACAGUUUCUCCAAUGUACACACGUCCCCUUCAUCCUGGAUCCGCCCGAGACUUGUUCCAAGCCCACACCACACGGUCUUCUCCGCGCGCACAUUGCGAAACAAAACCCACAAGUCAAGGCCAUGAUCGAGGAUCUGGCGGAGAAACCCGACGUCCUAAAGCUAGGAGAUGACGUGUUGGUAGUCUUCACGGCCAACCACCACCACUACGUGACCCCCAAAUACUAUGUCGAGACAAAACCAGACACCGGCAAAGUCGUGCCGACGUGGAACUACGCCGCGGUCCAGGUCUACGGGAAGCUCUCCCUGCACUACGACUCGCAUAGCCCCGAAGCCGGCGCAUUUCUCGCAAAGCAAAUCUCCGACCUUUCGGCGCACACGGAGUCCUCAAUCAUGGGUUAUACUGGCGGCGAUCGGCCGCGGCCUUGGGCGGUUGAGGAUGCGCCAGGAAAAUAUAUCGAUAUCUUGAAACGGAAUAUCGUCGGAGUGGAGAUCCGUAUUGAGCAGAUCCAGGGAAAAUUCAAGAUGAGCCAGGAGAUGCGGCCGGGGGAUCGGGAGGGCGUAGCGGCAGGGUUCGCACGCUUGGGCGGGGAUCUUGGGGCGGCGAUGUCGACCUCGGUUAGGGAGAGGGGUGCUUUUCAUGAUGAAAAGAAGCGGCUAGGGUAGCCAUGGCUGAGGUCAUCGUGUCUUGUGUAUUUGCCCUCCAGACGAAGGCGCAUUCCUUGUUUGUGAGACAGUAGGUGUGGUCAAAGCUCAAAAUCUACAAAGGAUCAUCGGCCGAUAUGUUUUUGAUAUUCCUCUAUUCUUGAAUGACAGCGUGGGAACACCUCGGUAUUCUGCAUAUAAGAGUCAACUCGCCAAUAUUCUAGAACUCCGCGGCCUGGUUAGGGAGCUUUUCAGCGGAU
Molecule: messenger RNA, 1373 nt
Organism: Aspergillus calidoustus
Lineage: Eukaryota; Fungi; Ascomycota; Eurotiomycetes; Eurotiales; Aspergillaceae
Source: the annotation of a GenBank genome assembly